ACUCCUGCUCACUUAAAAGAACCGAAUCAUAGAAUCGACUCGUUUCUGUGUUCAAGGCUAGAGGAUCUCUUUCUCCCAGAGUUAUCUAUCCCGGAUAAAUGGUUUAUUUCUGUGUUUAUAAUAAUGCGAGAAGAUGAUGAUGAGAUCUAUCAUAGCUCUUCUGCUGUUCAGCUUUCUCCUGAUCGUGACUGGAGAUAAACACUCUCUGUUGUAUCUCUACACCAUUCAGUCUAUAAACUCUGAUUCUCAUCUCUACGACUGCACUGCUGUAACUCUGCUGAACGACAGACAGAUAGAUUUCUACAGCAGCAGCUCAGAUAAACCCAGAACUGCUAAACAGAACUGGCUGAAGAACAUUUCAGAAUCUGACUGGAAAACCAGCACUGAAAAACUGCAAUGCGACACACAACUGUUAAACAGACUCCUCGACAUUCAGAUGAGUGAGUUUGGACACUCUCACUCAGGUGUUCAUGUUCUUCAGUGGAGGCACGGCUGUGAACAGAGUUCUGAUGGAUCUCUGACUGUAUUAAACAGUAUUAAUGAAUUCGGUUAUGAUGGAGAAGAUCUGAUUCAGUUUAACUGCACCUCUAAAACCUGGAUAACCCCGGAGGAGAAGAAGAACAGAGAGAGGGAGGAGGAGAAGAACAGAGAGAGGGAGGAGAAGAACAGAGAGAGGGAGGAGAAGAAGAACAGAGAGAGGGAGAAGAAGAAGAACAGAGAGAGGGAGGAGGAGUGGAACUCAGGAAAGCUGAUCCUGACCUGCCUGAUCACGGGAUUCUACCCCAAAGACGUGAAGAUGAGUCUGAGGAAGUUCAACACUUCACUUCCUGAUCAUCUGAUCACAUCUUCUGGAGUCAGAACCAAUCACAAUAGAACCUACCAGCUGAGGAAGAGUGUGGAGAUACAGGAAGAUGAGAAAGACCAGUACGAGUGUUACGUGAAUCACAGCUCCCUCACAGAACCAGUGAUUAAAAAAUGGGCUGGAAACUCUGAGACCCCUGUAACUGAAACUUCAACCUCAGUGCUUGUAGUGGUCGCAGUGGUUAUAAUGGUCCUGUGUUCUGGGAUCUUCUGUUUUCUGAUAAUGAAAAGAAGAAAUCGUACAGGGAGUGAUAGUGUAUCACCUUCAGCCAGCAGUGACAGUGACAGUGUGCUCAAAGAUUCAGCAGAUGCUGGAAGUCCAGCUUCAAGUCCACUCUGCAAUGGAGAUAUUAUACUAGUGCACUAUACUAGUCCUGGUCCUGACUCCACCCUGCCCUGCCAACGCACACCUGAUCUACCUAUCAAUCAGCCAUGUCCUGUUAAACCUGUUCACAUGAUCGUCAAGUUUCUCAGUGGGUUUAUUAAAGCAGGCAUUUCUCUAGAAUCUACUGUACAGGACAGCGAUCAGGACCAGGACUGAUGAAGACGGUGAUAAACUCUCUACAGGUAGGUGGGAAUUUAUUUACCACUUCAUGAUACAUC
This is a messenger RNA of Astyanax mexicanus (Mexican tetra), 1464 nucleotides long. RefSeq names its product HLA class I histocompatibility antigen, alpha chain E-like. The transcript has 7 exons. Lineage: Eukaryota; Metazoa; Chordata; Actinopteri; Characiformes; Acestrorhamphidae. The record is from RefSeq and is a predicted model, not a curated record. The coding region runs from base 134 to 1402 and encodes 422 amino acids. Gene Ontology annotation, biological process: immune response. Gene Ontology annotation, cellular component: external side of plasma membrane.